AUGCCGCCCUCCGAGCUCGACUUGCCGCUGCCAGCGCAUCUGCCACCUCUGGCGCCAGUCUCCAUCUCGCCGCACGCCUUCUUCGACCUGAUCGUCAUCGGCUCGGGCCCUGCGGCGCUGGCGCUCGUCUCGCGCAUCUUGGAGCAGCGUCCAGCUGCGCUGUACACCGACGCCGAACACCAGCACCUGCACUGGCUGAAGCGCAGCUCGGCCUCACGGGGCGGCAUCCGCUCGGCCCGCACGCUGCGCACCAAGGCCCGCGGCUCGCAGCGUGCUCUGGCCGGCGGCAAUGGGCCGCCUGACGAUGAGGAGAGGCCGGCGGCCGGCGACUGCGAGUGCGAGGGCGUGAUGCGUAUCUUGGUCGUCGACCGCCUCGGCGGCUGGCUGAAGCACUGGGACACGCUCUUUGCUGCAUUCGAGAUCAGCCAUCUGCGAAGCCCGAUGUGGUUCCAGCCCGCGCCCUCCGACCUUGACGCACUCGUCGCGUUCGCCGAGAAGCACGGCUGCGUCCCUCGCAGCGCAAUUGCGGCACCGUCGGAAGCCAGAGGCCGCUCCCAGCGUCGCGAGCGUGGUCUGCCGGGCAACAUGCGCGUGGAAGACGGGCCCGCAGCACCGGCAAAGGACUAUAGCCUGAUCGAGAUCGGCGGCUGUGUGGGCAAGGAGGCUAGCAAGCACCGCAAGAAGAAGCUCGCAAACAGCAGCGCAUACAAACGUCUGCACCGUGACAUCGGACCGGCGGUCAACGAACGCGACCGGCAAGACUAUCACACGCCAUCCACGGCGCUCUUCCGCGACUUUGUGCAGCAGGAGGUCGUCGAGCGCUACGGUCUCGACGGCAAGUGGACGAUUGCAAAGGAGACGCUCGCGCCCGUGCAGAGCGACACAGAUACCGAGCCGCCUGCGAUCACUCUGGUGCGCGGUGAGGUCUCGAAGAUGCAAUACGGCGACCUGCACGUCGCCGGCUACGAGCGCAUCGAGGGCUUCAGCGUCGAGACGGCGUGCGGUGGCCGAGCCGGUGGACGAGCGGUCGUGUGUGCGCUCGGACCUGGCGGGCCUCCGGCUCUGCCCGCCUGGCUCCGGCGUCCGACUACUCAACCUUGCGCCGGCAAAGGGUGGGCGCACACCAGUGCGCUCGGAUCGCCGUCGUUCAAAUUCCCACCGGCGCACGUCAAGGAGCGAGGAGGCGGCACGCUGCUCGUCGUCGGAGGGGGGCUGACCUCAGCGCAAAUCUGCGACCUGGGUCUGCGCAAGGGCUUCGACAAGUGCAUCCUCAUCAUGCGAGGCCACAUGAAGGUCAAGCCGUUUGACGUCGGACUCGAGUGGAUGGCGCGCUACUCGGCCCUCUCGAAGAUGCAGUUCUGGCAAGAGGAGGACGCCACGAAGCGGCUCGAGAUGCUGCGAGGAGCGCGAAAGGGCGGCUCGAUCACGCCGCCUUGGGCAGCUCGCAUCCGCCAGCUCGAGACGACCGGCUCCCUGCAGAUCUGCACGCACACGACGGUCUCGACCGCCUCGUGGGACAACACGCAGCAACGCUGGUCGCUCGACCUGGUCACCACGACCGACGGCCGCGAAGUGCACUCGCAGGCGACGCCAGACUACAUCGUCGCUGCGACUGGUGCUGCACCUGGCUUCUCGUCGUUGCCGUUCGUCAAGGACUUUGCGCAGCGUCAUCCCCUUCCCGAGGUCGGAGAGCCGUCGCUGACCCGCGCCUUGCAGUCCAAUACGGAGAGCUUCCGCUGUUCUGCGUUGGUGGCCUGGCAGGACUGCAGAUGUGAUUGCUGCAGACUCGCUUCGGACGCCCAGGCUGACUCGAGCAUACGCAGCGGACCCGCGGCCGGCAAUCUGGGCGGCAUGCGCGAGGCAGCGGACCGUGUGGCGACGCGGCUCGGCGAGCUGUCGCUCGGCACGCCCAGCAACACGACGGAGGCCUCAGGUUCGUCGGGCGAGGGGCUGCCCGCUGAAGAGAGCCAGGCGACCGCGGGCGGGCGCGAGUGGUUCGGCUUCAGCGCGCUGGCCGUCGAGGGAUGA
Messenger RNA from Tilletiopsis washingtonensis, 2028 nucleotides. RefSeq lists its product as hypothetical. Lineage: Eukaryota; Fungi; Basidiomycota; Exobasidiomycetes; Entylomatales. Bases 1 to 2028 code for a protein of 675 amino acids. The transcript is spliced from 7 exons. The record is from RefSeq and is a predicted model, not a curated record.